GGGACUGGUGAGUUCCAUUACUGAUUACUUCUUAUUCCUUCUCUCGUCCCAUCAACAUUCUUUCUUUAUUGAAAAUGCUUCAUCUUCUUCCUGAAAAGCUUCAAUAAAAAUACCCCAUUUGUUUGUUCUGUGUUCCUUUCAGCAAUGUUUCGUUCUCUAUGUAGACAACUAUGUUAUUUUAGUAGGGAUACGGAUUUGACAUUCACCAUUUUGGCCCUUAAACUAAACCCAUCUCUGAAAUAUAUCUCAACAACAACAACAAUAACGAAUUCUACUGAUCGACAUUCUUUCACGGUCUCUUAUCUCAUUAACUCUUGUGGGUUGUCUGAACAAGCUGCCAUCUCUGCAUCCAAGCGUGUUCACUUCGUCAAUUCAAUAAAACCUGAUUUAGUAAUUAGUCUUUUCAGAGACUAUGGGUUUUCGAAUGCCCAAAUCACCAAAAUUAUUAGGGUACACCCGAACCUACUCUUAUGUGAUACAGAUAAAACCCUUAAGCCCAAACUCGAAUUCUUCCGUUCAGCAGGUGUUUCAUCCCUUGACCUUGCUCAGAUCAUCUUUCGGGAUCCAGGGACCUUAUUACGUAGCUUAGAGAACCAAAUAAUUCCUUCAUUUGAGUUCCUUAGGGGUUUGGUUGAGACCAAUGAAGAUGUCAUCAAGGUUUUCAAAAAUUUCCCCAGGAAUUCUAUGUGGGCUAUUAGGAAUUAUAUGGUACCCAAUAUUGCGGCUUUGCAACAUCACGGUGUGCCUGAGGCCUUGAUUUCGAUAAUGAUGGUGCAUCCUUCAAAAUUGCUUCGCAGACCUGAACGGUUUAACGAGAUUGUCAAAGAGGUCAAGGAAAUGGGUUUCGAUCCUUUGGAAGCAUCGUUUCUCUCAGCUGUCCGUGUGAUAGCUGGAUUGAGCAAAUCUACCUGGAAAGCUAAAUUGGAUAUUCUUAGGAAAUGGGGUUGGACAGAAGAUGAGAUUCUUUCAGCAUUUAAAAGGCAACCCCUAUAUAUGAUGUUGUCUGAGAAGAAGAUAGUAGGAACUAUGGACUUCCUUAUUAACACAAUGGGUUUGAAGCCUUCUGUUAUUGCCAAAUGUCCAAGUGUUCUCACGUAUAGCUUAGAUAAAACAAUUAUUCCUAGGUGUUCAGUUAUUCAAGCUCUGCUCUCAAAUGGACUGAUUGAGAAGGACUUCAACUUAGCCACUCUGGUAAUAAGCUCGGAGGAGUCUUUCCUUAAAAGGUAUGUGACAAAAUACAAAGUUCAAGCUCCUCAACUGCUAAUGGUAUAUCAAGGUCAGAUUGAUUGGAGGAAAUGCACUAAUUGAAAUUUUUAAUGGGGCAUGCUUUGGUAAGGAGUUGAAAUUGUAUAUUCUUUGCAGCCUUUACCUUAUGAAUGCACGUAAUUUUAGUUCCAUAUGUGCAGCUGGAAAAAUGAGAAAAAUUGAAAAGGUAAAGAACA
Macadamia integrifolia is the source of this 1442-nucleotide messenger RNA. RefSeq names its product transcription termination factor MTERF5, chloroplastic-like. The transcript has a single exon. NCBI's taxonomy places the organism in Eukaryota, Viridiplantae, Streptophyta, Magnoliopsida, Proteales, Proteaceae. The record is from RefSeq and is a predicted model, not a curated record. Gene Ontology annotation, cellular component: chloroplast. Bases 145 to 1308 code for a protein of 387 amino acids. Gene Ontology annotation, biological process: regulation of DNA-templated transcription; chloroplast organization. Gene Ontology annotation, molecular function: double-stranded DNA binding.